This is a messenger RNA of Vitis riparia (riverbank grape), 1026 nucleotides long. Its product is annotated as caffeic acid 3-O-methyltransferase 1-like. Lineage: Eukaryota; Viridiplantae; Streptophyta; Magnoliopsida; Vitales; Vitaceae. Gene Ontology annotation, biological process: methylation. The transcript is spliced from 4 exons. Gene Ontology annotation, molecular function: protein dimerization activity; S-adenosylmethionine-dependent methyltransferase activity; O-methyltransferase activity. The record is from RefSeq and is a predicted model, not a curated record. The coding region runs from base 13 to 1026 and encodes 337 amino acids.
UACUCCAGAGCUAUGCAGAUGGCGACCUCGUCUGUGGUAUGUAUGGCUAUGCAUGUGGCCAACGAGCUUGGCCUUUUUGACAUCAUUGCCAAAGUGGGUCAGGCUUCUGCCUCAGAGAUAGCAUCCCACUUAGCCACAAACAACCCGAACGCACCCACAAUGCUGGAUCGCAUUCUCUACGUUCUCACCGCUCACUCUCUCCUCACUUGCUCUGUCGAUGACACUGAUGAUGGGCACUCCAAGAGGGUAUACGGGCUCACCCCCGUCUCCAAAUUAUUCGCCCGUAACGAAGAUGGGGUUUCGUUUGCUCCAUUAAUGGCGUUGAACCAGGACAAAAUCUUCAUUGGUAGCUGGUUCGAAAUGACAAACGCGAUUCUUGAAGGAGGGAUACCAUUUGACAGGGCCCAUGGGUCAAACGCAUUUGAGUACCCUAGAAAGGACCUCAGGUUCAACAAGGUUUUUAACGCAGCAAUGCACAACUACACAACCCUAUUUAUUAACGAGACCCUCGAGUCCUACAAGGGUUUUGAGCACCUCAAAGAGGUGGUGGACGUGGGUGGAGGUCUUGGGGUCACCCUCGGUGCCAUCACAUCCAAGUACCCCAGCAUCAAGGGCAUUAACUUCGACUUGCCUCAUGUUAUAGAACAUGCCCCACACUAUCCAGGCGUAGAACAUGUCGGAGGAGAUAUGUUUGAGAGCGUUCCCAAAGGAGAAACCAUUUUUAUGAAGUGGAUACUUCAUGAUUGGAGUGAUGAACACUGCUUGAAGUUGUUAAAGAACUGCUACAAUGCUCUACCGGAGCAUGGGAAGGUGAUAGUAGUGGAGGGGGUUCUCCCGGCAGCACCGGAAACAAGCGCUGUUGUGAAAGCUGUCAGUCAAACAGAUUUGAUAAUGAUGGCUCAAAACCCCGGAGGGAAGGAGCGGACUCGAGAGGAGUUCCUGGACCUGGCAACUGGAGCUGGGUUUGCUGGAAUCAGAUUUGAAUGCUUUGUCCUUACUUAUUGGGUCAUGGAAUUCUUUAAGUAA